Messenger RNA from Chenopodium quinoa (quinoa), 1329 nucleotides. RefSeq lists its product as uncharacterized. The coding region runs from base 1 to 1329 and encodes 442 amino acids. The transcript has a single exon. The record is from RefSeq and is a predicted model, not a curated record. Lineage: Eukaryota; Viridiplantae; Streptophyta; Magnoliopsida; Caryophyllales; Amaranthaceae.
AUGCUUUCGAUAUCUUUCACGGAGGAGGAUGCUAAGGGAAUAGUUUACCCUCAUGAUGAUCCGUUGGUGCUAAUACUGACGGUAAAUGGAGCAGAUAUCAAACGGGCACUCGUUGACGGCGAAAGUUCCGCAAAUAUUCUGUUUGCUAGGGCUUUUGAUGCCAUGAGGAUUGGCCGAAAAUACUUGACGCCAGUGUCCUAUCCCGUGAUAGGCUUCAACGGAUCGACGGUACGACCUGAAGGUAGCAUUGUUCUUCAGGUUCGAAUGGGAAAGGGUCCGGCAGUAAGAGAUGUCAUGGCAGAGUUUUUGGUGAUUGAUGUGCCAUCCGCUUACAACGCCAUUGUCGGUAGGCCUUUAAUUCAUGAUAUGCAAGCUGUGGUGUCAACGUACCACUUAACCAUGGUAUAUGUAUCCAACGCGGGAACAACAGAGCGCGUACGGGGUAGUCAGAAUAUGGCAAGGGAGUGUUAUGUAUCGGCACUGAAGCAACCAGGCCGACAUCCAGCUGGUGAACGGACACCAGCCAAGCGACAACGAAUUCCUUCCACGCAUGACUUGGCUAUGGAAAAUUUUGAUACUAGGCCGGUAACUGCUCCACGUCCUUCCCCGGGAGGCGAGACUGUCGAGAUCGAGUUGCAGCCCGGAGUGCCCAGUAGGGUAGUGCGUGUGGGAUCCGAUAUGGAUGUCGACACGCGCUGCCAUUUGGUGGAAUUGUUGCGAGAAAGUGCUGACGUAUUUGCUUUCUCGGCGGACGAGAUGCCCGGGAUACAUCCCGACGUCAUAGUGCACAAGCUCAAUGUCGACAGGAGAGCAAGACCUGUUCGACAGAAAAAAAGGAACUUUUCAACAGAGAAAAUGGAGGUUAUUCAAUCAGAGGUGAACAAAUUGCUAGCGGCCGGUUUUAUCGAACCCUGCACAUAUCCCGAAUGGUUAGCGAAUGUGGUCAUGGUAAAGAAGCCGUCAGGGAAGUGGAGAAUGUGCGUGGACUUUACGGACUUGAACAGAGCCUGUCCGAAAGAUUGCUAUCCUUUACCGAGGAUAGAUAGAUUGGUAGAUUCAACUUCCGGUCACGCGCUACUGAGCUUCAUGGACGCUUUCUCUGGGUAUCACCAGGUCAGCUUAUAUGAGCCGGAUCGAACCAAGGCGGCAUUUUAUUACCGAUUCCGGAGUUUUUUGUUACAGGGCUAUGCCGUUUGGAUUGAGAAAUGUAGGGGCCACAUAUCAGAAACUGGUCGACAAGGUAUUUGCGAACCAGAAAGGAAGGAAUGUAGAAAUGUACGUGGACGAUUCAAUUGUGAAAAGCCGUUUGGCUACGGAUCACGUCGCUGA